Molecule: messenger RNA, 1931 nt
Organism: Paramecium octaurelia
Lineage: Eukaryota; Ciliophora; Oligohymenophorea; Peniculida; Parameciidae
Source: the annotation of a GenBank genome assembly
AUGGAACAAAUAGAAUAGAGUUUAAUCAUUUAUGAUGAAGGAGUGAAAGAGAUGAAAGAAAUUUCUCAAUGUUUAAAUUAAAUCCCAAUUUUAAUGGAUUAGAAUGUAAUACCAAAUAAAUUAUUUCAAAGUUAACGAUGAUUUCCAAUUUGAAAUUGACUUUUGCAAUUGAUGAAUAUGAAUAGCAAUAACAAACUAAUGUCAAUCAGAAUGGGUAUAUUGUUCUCAAAUUAAAUUAGGAAAACUCUAGAUUAAAAUAAGAAAAAUAAUCAACUUUUUAAGAUGAAAAAAGAUGGCUUCUUUCAAGAAAUGGGUUUGUUGAAGAAUAUCAGUUUCUCUGAUUUGGAUUUCUAGAAGUUCAGAUGUAAUAGACUGAUCUUAAUUUAAGCUUAGCAUUCGAAUCAAUAUAAUUAGAUAAGAAUUGCGAAUUGACACUAUUUAGUCAUAAUUAAAAGAAGGGAAUUCAAAAUGUAUGAGUUUAUUUGUAAACCUAAGAUCUAACCAAAUGGGUUAUUGUCGAACUAAAUUUUUAAUAGCAAAUUUCAAUCCAACUUAUUGUCCGGUCCCCAUAGUUCCAGAAACCUUGAGUCUAAAAAUCAAUCCUUUUAUUUAACAUCCAGCGAUCCAAAAUUGGAAGAUAACAAUAAUAGAUGGCUUCACAAAUAUCCAUCCUAUAUAAUUUAGAAAACUGAAAAUAAUGAAAAAAGCGAAUAUCCAACCCUCUUCAAGAAUUAUUCUUAAAUCGGCAGAAACACAAAUGAUGCCAGUUUUGAGGACUAAUAAAUUAAAUAGGAAUUCUAAACAUUGAUUAACGCAAGCAAAAUCAAAAAGGAAUAAUAGUAGUAAGCAAACACCUCCUUUAGUUCUAUCAAUAAAAGAAAACAGGAUUAAUAAAAAUAAAAUGAGGAUCUACAAAAUUAAAAUAAGUAACGAAGACCUAGUUCACCAAAAUUUAAAUUUGUUGUCAAAUAAAAGAAACAAAGCAAAAAUUCAGGUUAACAUAUUAAAUUAACCUUUGAAAAAGGAUAAAAGGUCUUUGAUAUCUCAUCCUAGAGAUUAAAUAAGGAAACUUCGAAGAGUGUAGAAUAACUAAAAAUAAAUGAUCAUUUUUUGAAAUUGCAAAAUGAAUAAGAAAGAGAAUUGUAUUAUAAACCCUUCGAAAAUACCAAGUAUUCAGAAAUAUCUAAAAUAUAUACACGUCAAAAUCAUGAAAGUCCAACUGCAAUACUAUAUAAAAAGAAGGUAAAUAAAUCAAAAUAAAACAUUUCAUAAAACACAAUGAAUUCUAUGAAUAAUGCUAGCAAUCAUUCUUAUGACAACCAUUCUGGUCAAGAGUAUGAAGAUAGCUUUGAUUAUGAAGCUUAAGAUUAAUAUAUUCAUAAAGUUGAUUUACAGUAGUUAUUGAAGGAGAAACUUGUUAGUCCUACCACUUAAAGCUAAGAAUAAAGUCAUUUCGAAAGAAAUGUAUUCUCUUUUAAGCCUUUGAUAGAUUUUUAGUAGUAGAAUGAAUCUAACUACUAAGAGAAUAUGCUCAAUUAAAAAUAGAAUAACUAAUUUUAAUUUACAUUUUAACCUUAACAACAAAAAUAAAGGAUUUCACCCAUAAGAAACAAUGAUGAGGAUUUUAGAUUAAAGAAUGAAUAUUAGAAUGAAUUUUAGAAUUAAUAUAAUACAAAGCAUUAGAAUCAAUAGAGGCAACACUCAGAGCAUAAUAAUUAGUAAUCAUAAUAAUAGAAUGAGAUUUAAGGAGCUAAAAAAUAACCUAUUUAAAUUAAACUUAAUAUAUAACAAUUUAUGAAUAAUAGUAACUCUGAAAAAUAACAAUUUUAAGAAAUCUCACCGCAUUCAUCUAAGAUUGGUAAGUAAUUAAUUAAUAUCUAGUUAAUCAUUCUAAUAAAAAUAGCUAAAAUUUUAGAACACUCAAAAAAUGA